Molecule: messenger RNA, 394 nt
Organism: Periconia digitata
Lineage: Eukaryota; Fungi; Ascomycota; Dothideomycetes; Pleosporales; Periconiaceae
Source: the annotation of a GenBank genome assembly
CCCCCGGCCGCCUCCACCUCCCUUCCCAUUCCUUCGUCCACCUUUGUCUGAGGCCAAAAUCCAUCCUCCUCCAUGCCAAUUAACUCUACCGCGCUCAUCAUUCAUGCGAACCUGCAAGUCCCAAUCCCAACGCAAUCCAAUCCAAUCCUUCCUUCUUUCGUCCUCCUCCCCCCUUGAUCCCCAUGCCUCUCCCUUAGACUACGUUGGAACUAACCAUACCGCCGUUGAAACCCAUGACAAAGCCUCGGCAUCCGACAUCUUUUUUUCCAGCCCUCCGACAUCUUUAUCCCCUCUCUAUGUCUUUCUCGUACCCAGCACGCUCCAACGAAAAGAAGAAACCAAGAAAAAAGUCCCACUAAAUCUCCUUUCCUGGCUUGGUCUACCUGCGAAUUGA